AUGCAAUCAGGAUAUGACAUUAAUCAUCUGGCCCGAGAAGCUCAAACUCGGUGGCUAAAGCCAGUUGAAGUGUAUUUCAUACUACAGAAUUUUGAGGAGCACCAGCUUACACACCAAAUUCCUCAAAAACCUGCUAGUGGAUCUCUUUUUCUGUUUAACAAGCGUGUGCUAAAAUUUUUUCGUAAGGAUGGUCAUAGUUGGCGUAGGAGAAAGGACCAGAGAACUAUAGCUGAAGCUCAUGAACGGCUUAAGGUAGGGAAUGUUGAAGCCAUAAACUGUUAUUACGCCCAUGGAGAGAAUAACUCUAACUUUCAAAGACGCAGCUACUGGAUGUUGGAUCCGGCACACGAGCAUAUUGUUCUUGUUCACUACAGAGAUAUUAGUAAGGGGAGGGAGAAUAAUAGAUCAACACCUCAAUUCUCUACAUUUUCAUCUCCUACCUUCAGUCUCAGUCCUAACUCUUUUGCAACUGACCAGCCAGAAUCUUCUGUUGGUAUCGGCGAAUCUCGUGAACUGUAUCACAAUGAAUCAAGUCCAAGCUCUGUAGAAAUUACAUCUGGUCAACACAUCAUGAACAGUAGCAUAAACCCAUCCAAUAAUAAAGAUAGAAGUGAUGAGGUCAGUUGCACAUCACUUCCAGAUUUAAGUCAGGCGUUAAGAAGACUCGAGCAGCAAUUGAGUUUAAAUGAUGACGAGACGAAAAAUUAUGAUACAUUCUUCAUCGAGAAUGAGGAGUCAAAUGAUCUAGAAGACGUGCUGCGGGAUUAUGAAUUCCCUGGCCAGUCACCAAUUCCAAAUGGUUCACAAGAUGAUGGAGACAUUUGGGAAGAGAUGCUACAUAGCUCGAAGGAUUUUCCAAAUGAUAAUUUGCAACAACAAUUUGGAAGAGCGGAUGCUCCUUCCAUAUUUAUCCAAGAAACAGAUUCACUGGAAUAUCCUGCGUAUACUCCUGGCCCGCAUGCUUACGAAAACACUUCAGACUCACACCCAUUGCUAUUCAAACAAGACGGGUUGGAAAUUCCUCUUGAAAACAAUAUAAGUUUGACCAUUUCCCAAAAGCAGAAGUUCACUAUUCGUGAGAUAUCUCCAGAAUGGUGUUAUACCUCUGAGGGUGCUAAGAUCUUCAUUAUAGGAUCUUUCCUAUGCGACCCAUCUGAGUCUUCAUGGGCCUGCAUGGUUGGGGACACUGAAGUUCCGGCACAAGUGAUUCAAGAAGGAGUCCUCUGCUGCCAUGCGCCACCUCACCUGCGCGGAAAAGUCAACAUCUGUAUUACAUGUGGGAAUCGGGAAUCGUGCAGUGAAGUGAGGGAGUUUGAAUAUCGCCCUAAACCUAAUCUUACUUCUCAACCACCUGAAACAGAUGCUACUAAAACCUCUGAAGAGCUCUUGUUGUUAGUCCGACUCGUGCAGCUGCUACUAUCCAGUAAUACCCUUUUUCAAACACAAGAUGCCUCGGAAUCAAGAAUCAAUUCGAUUGGGAAAUCGAGAAAUUCGGAGGACUCGUGGAGCCAUAUAAUUGAUUCUCUCUUAGUUGGCAGCCCUUCGACAUGGAGAACUCUUGAUUGGCUCCUGCAGGAACUUGUGAAGGACAAGCUGGAAACCUGGCUAUUGUCCAAGCUACAAAAGAGUGGCAAUAAAGGAUGCUCAUUGUCAAAGAAAGAACAAGGUAUAAUACACUUGGUUGCUGGGUUGGGAUUUGAAUGGGCUCUGCAGCCGAUACUGAAUGCUGGGGUGAGCAUUAAUUUUCGCGACAUUAAUGGAUGGACUGCUUUGCAUUGGGCUGCGCGGUUCGGGAGGGAGAAAAUGGUUGCAGCUCUCAUUGCAUCUGGAGCAUCCGCGGGAGCCGUGACAGAUCCCAACUCGCAAGACCCCACCGGAAAAACUCCGGCGUCGAUUGCCGCCACCUACUGCCACAGGGGACUUGCCGGAUACCUCUCGGAAGUCGCGCUCACCAGCCACCUCUCAUCUCUAACCCUAGCCGAGAGUGAGCUCUCCAAAGGAUCGGCCGCCAUUGAAGCAGAGAGAGCAGUAGUCGACAGUCUAUCAAAGUCUGCAGCGAAUGAAGAGGAGCACGACUCCCUAAGGCACACCCUUGCCGCGGUCCGCAAUGCUGCUCAAGCGGCCGCCCGCAUACAGUCAGCUUUCCGGGCCCACUCGUUCCGUAAGAGGCAGCAGAGGGAGGCUGCUGCAGCUGCCACAGACGAUUUCUCCUCCAUCAUAGCCAACGGGCUUUCGGCUGCAUCCAAGCUGGCAUUCCACAAUUCAAACUCGGCUGCUUUGUCCAUUCAGAAGAAGUACAGAGGGUGGAAGGGACGCAAAGACUUCAUUGCUUUGCGUCAGAAAGUCGUCAAGAUACAGGCUCAUGUAAGGGGAUACCAAGUAAGGAAGAAUUACAAGGUGUGUUGGGCGGUGGGUAUACUGGAGAAGGUUAUACUGAGGUGGCGUAGGCAUGGAGUUGGCUUACGUGGUUUUCGGCUAGACUCAGAGCCGAUUGACGACGAUGAUGAGGAGGACAUACUGAAAGUAUUCCGGAAGCAGAAAGUGGAUGAUGCCAUUGACGAGGCUGUUUCCAGAGUGUUGUCUAUGGUCGAGUCUCCUACUGCCCGCCAGCAGUAUCAUCGACUUCUUCUAAAAUAUCGGCAAGCUAAGGCAGAGCUGGAGACAUCAGACCCUGAUACGGCACCAUCAUCAUCAUCAUCAUCAUCAUCAUCAUCAUCUUCUCAACGUGACAUUACUUCUUCUUACCUAAUGGGGAACGCUGAGAUUUAUUAG
Molecule: messenger RNA, 2772 nt
Organism: Striga hermonthica
Lineage: Eukaryota; Viridiplantae; Streptophyta; Magnoliopsida; Lamiales; Orobanchaceae
Source: the annotation of a GenBank genome assembly